This is a messenger RNA of Spodoptera litura, 914 nucleotides long. RefSeq names its product NADH dehydrogenase (ubiquinone) SGDH subunit (gene ND-SGDH). Lineage: Eukaryota; Metazoa; Arthropoda; Insecta; Lepidoptera; Noctuidae. Gene Ontology annotation, cellular component: respiratory chain complex I. The record is from RefSeq and is a predicted model, not a curated record.
AUUGAAGCCAGACAGAAGACAGAUUUGACAUUUGAUUGUCAAAAUAGUCUUCGAAAAAAUGGUGUCUUGGAGUGCUUUAGGCCGAUCUUUCGGCUUGAAUUUAAUCAAAAACCACGUCAAAACACCAACUACUGUCCAAAAUGUAACCUUCACAACAUCUAAAGCCUUAAAAGGGGGCCAUGAACACAAAACUUUCGUCCUACAACCUUCUAGGUGGCAAUGGCACAAAUUCAAGGAUAUGUUCCACUUCUACACCAUGCUGGGCUUGAUCCCAGUGACUGCCAUAAUUUUUUACACCAACGUGUUCAUCGGGCCGGCCCAGCUGACUCCAAUCCCCGAAGGUUAUGAACCCAAGCACUGGGAGUACCACCGCCACCCAAUAACAAGAUUUAUCGCCAGAUACAUUCAUCAGAGUCCUCAAGAGGACUAUGAAAAAUUCCUUCACUUCCUUGAUGAAGAAAAGCAAAAACAAAAGAUACGUAAGCUGGAAAAGGAGAUUGUUAAGAAGAUGGCUGAGAACCACGACUACCAGGCCUACUACUACAAACCAAUGGUCAACAAAUACCUCCGCAUCAACAAGAAGACCGGUGAGGAACUGUAUGACCGUAUUGGUGAUGAGUUCCAAGAAUAAACAUUUUUUGGAAUAUUUCAAUGACUAUAGUAUAUAUUAGUAAUCAAGUGUAUUGUUGAAUAUUUCAAUGUAGAUAAAUAAACUAUUAGUUGUUUUUAAUAACAAUUUUAUUUGAAUUGAUUACAACUGGCAACACUUGUAGUGUUAUAAUCUAUGUCACCUUUUGUAAAUGAUUUUGCUGUUAUUUAUUUACAUACUAUGUUUUACACCCAGAAAUGUCUUUCUAAGUAGUGCAGUGUUGUAUUAUUAAGAUAUUUUGGGUAAAAUAAAAGAGUAAGACAUA